Caenorhabditis briggsae is the source of this 1491-nucleotide messenger RNA. It is a transcript of the gene Cbr-pup-3, whose product is annotated as Protein CBR-PUP-3. The transcript has 8 exons. Bases 1 to 1491 code for a protein of 496 amino acids. Gene Ontology annotation, molecular function: poly(A) RNA polymerase activity. The record is from RefSeq and is a predicted model, not a curated record. NCBI's taxonomy places the organism in Eukaryota, Metazoa, Nematoda, Chromadorea, Rhabditida, Rhabditidae. Gene Ontology annotation, cellular component: cytosol.
AUGAGUCACUCACAAUAUUAUUCAUGCAUUUCGAUUUACUCCUCUACUCCCCUCCACCCCACAAUGACUCCACUUUCCUACUCUGCUAUUGUUACCAAGAACAGAGUAGCGGAAGUGUCGACGUCAGCUCCAGAGGCUCCAAAAUGCUCACUAAAAAUUAGUCCAUCCAAAAUUAAGAUGAGCAUUAAGCACAAGAAAGGACCAGUCAACUCCUGUGGAAUUGACUUCGAGAAGGCCUACGUGGAGCAUAAGAUCUCCCAAGAAAUCGAGUCGUUCGGCAACACGGACCAUCACGUGGCAUUGGAGGAAGCUGCGAAAUGUUUCAAGGAAGCGAUGUAUCGCUGCUUUCCAGAUGCAAAAUGCCUGAUGACUGGAUCCCUGGCUGCCGGAGUAGACAUUCAUACUUCAGAUCUUGACUUCUCAAUUAAGAUCCCAAGUAUGACCCAGGGAUCAACGUUUCAGAAGCUAAAGGAAAUUUCGGACCGAUUGAAAAGUGUUUCGUACAAAAUCAAAGACGAACCAGUUUUUUAUAAGGUUAAAGUCCAGAGAGCCAAUGUACCUGUCCUUCAAAUGAAGCACAUUAAAACUGGCGUUAUUAUUGAUGUGACCAUUGACAACGACACUUCAAAACGGAACACCCAGUUGCUCAGAUGGUACGCCAAAAUUGAUAAGAGAUUCCCGCUCCUUUGCAAAGCGGUCAAAGCAUGGGCAUCGAAGGUCGGAGUGGAGGGAUCCAGUAAGGGAAGACUCAACAGUUUUUCCAUUUGUUUGAUGCUUAUCAACUACCUUCAAGCGGGAGUCACACCAGCAGUCCUACCUUCGAUCCAGCGAUUCUCCCGAAAUUUCAAUAAAAAUUUUGCUGUAGGAGAUAAAUAUAACGAUUUCGAUUGGAGGGAAAAAAUUGAAAAAGAUGGAAAAUUUGUGCUGGAUGCAAAUAAGAGCUCUUUGGCAGCUCUUUAUCUUGGAUUCCUGAAAUACUAUUCCGAAUUCGAUUUCAAAAAGAAUUGGAUCUCUGUGAAACGAGGAAUUGUGAUGGAGAAGAGAUGGGAUGAACAAGAGAAUCGGUUGGGUGGAUUGCCAAAAGAUUCCCUAUACAUCGUAGUUGAAGAUCCAUUUUUGACUGUUCCCAGGAACUGUGCGGGAACAGUUCGACAGUCGAAUACUAUGAAGAGAAUUCAAGAAGAAUUCGAUGAUGAAUGGCGCCAAACUCUCAAAUCCGAAACCAUUUUUAAUAGAGAUUUUUCAAACUGGAGAAAAAGAAUUGUUGAGAGUGGAAAGGCACGAGAUCUCCAAAUUCACGAAUGGGAGAAAGAAUUGAAGGCAUUAGAAGAGGAAGAAGACGAUGAUUCUGGUUGGGGAACUUCCAGUGAUUGUAGCAGUUUGGACAGUGAAUUCAUAAGGCUGGCACCAGAAGAAUAUUGGGAGGAGAGGUAUACUUUCUAUGUCAGUAAACCAUGGCCGGAAAUUUUCAAUUAUUGUCUUCAUUGGUAA